Dendrobium catenatum is the source of this 2163-nucleotide messenger RNA. RefSeq names its product metal transporter Nramp6. Bases 16 to 1671 code for a protein of 551 amino acids. Gene Ontology annotation, cellular component: membrane. Gene Ontology annotation, biological process: metal ion transport. The transcript is spliced from 4 exons. The record is from RefSeq and is a predicted model, not a curated record. Lineage: Eukaryota; Viridiplantae; Streptophyta; Magnoliopsida; Asparagales; Orchidaceae. Gene Ontology annotation, molecular function: cadmium ion transmembrane transporter activity; manganese ion transmembrane transporter activity.
ACAGCGGCCGAAGGCAUGACGCCGGUGGAUAUAAGCCUCCCCGCACCCUCAUCUUCCUCCGACAAAAAUCGGCGCUUCUUUUCCUUCGUAGCUUCCCUUGCCACCGUCGUCGGCGCCAGCUCCCGGAAUACUUCCAUGCCGUCUCCCUUCGACGAGGAAGCCAACACUCUCCUUCCUUCCAGGUCGCCGGAGCCCAACGAGGAGGAGGAGAAGGCCUACGAAUCCAGCGAAAAGAUCAUCGUUCCUGGCGCCGAAGAUGAGGAGAGAGAAGGCGAGGUACGGCGUUUCUCUUGGCGGAAGCUAUGGCUAUUCACAGGGCCGGGGUUUCUGAUGAGCAUAGCGUUUCUGGAUCCGGGGAAUCUGGAGGGGGAUCUCCAGGCCGGGGCGAUUGCUGGAUACUCGCUGCUUUGGUUGCUGAUGUGGGCGACGAUGAUGGGGCUUUUGAUCCAAAUGUUGUCGGCGCGGCUUGGGGUGGCGACUGGGCGGCAUCUGGCGGAGCAUUGUCGGGAGGAGUACCCAUGGUGGGCUAGGGUUUCGCUGUGGGUUAUGGCGGAGGUGGCGUUGAUUGGUGCGGAUAUACAGGAGGUUAUUGGGAGCGCUAUUGCGAUCAAGAUCCUUAGCCGCGGUGUGCUGCCACUUUGGGCUGGCGUGGUCAUCACCGCGCUUGAUUGCUUCAUCUUUCUUUUCCUUGAGAACUAUGGGGUUAGAAAGUUGGAAGCUUUCUUUGCACUUCUCAUAUCAACGAUGGCCAUUUCUUUUGCGUGGAUGUUUGGAGAAACCAAACCCAGUGGAAGGGAGCUUCUGAUUGGUGUUUUAAUUCCUAAAUUGAACUCUAAAACAAUUAGGCAGGCGGUGGGGGUUGUGGGUUGUGUAAUUAUGCCACAUAAUGUAUAUCUGCAUUCGGCCUUGGUGCAGUCAAGAAAGGUUGAUCCUAACAAGAAAAGUCGUGUUCAAGAAGCACUAAAUUAUUAUACCAUAGAGUCAACAGUUGCUCUCAUCAUCUCCUUCAUAAUAAAUUUGUUUGUGACAACUGUUUUUGCAAAAGGAUUUUAUGGGAGUAAAGAUGCUGACAGUAUUGGCCUUGAGAAUGCGGGGCAGUAUUUAGAACAGAAGUAUGGGGGAGGACUGUUGCCUAUUCUCUAUAUAUGGGGUAUAGGACUAUUAGCUGCAGGGCAAAGCAGUACAAUUACUGGCACUUAUGCUGGGCAGUUUAUUAUGGGAGGAUUUCUCAAUCUAAGAUUGAAGAAGUGGCUCAGGGCGUUGAUAACCAGAAGCUUUGCUAUUGUGCCAACAAUGAUUGUUGCUCUCUUUUUUGACACCUCUGAUGAUGCAUUAGAUAUUUUGAAUGAAUGGUUGAAUGUUCUUCAGUCAGUACAAAUUCCAUUUGCCCUCAUUCCUCUUCUUACUUUGGUAUCAAAGGAGCAAGUCAUGGGAGAUUUCAAGAUUGGCCAUCUAACUAAGGUAGUCACUUGGGUUGUAGCCGCUCUAUUGAUUAUAAUUAAUGGUUAUCUUCUUCUGAAUUUUUUCUCAUCUGAAGUUAACGGCCUACUAUUUGGUUCUAUAAUAUGUGUUAUCUUAGCUAUCUAUGUUGCUUUCGUUUCAUAUCUCAUCCUAAGAGGUUUUGAUCUUCUAGAUCAGUUUUUAUCAGUAGUCUGCAAGAGAUUCUCAUGAGAAUAACUAACAACAUUAGACAUAAAGGCUACAGUGAAGUGAAGUAAACUUCAAUCUGCUCCCUGCUACAUUGAUCUUUCUCACUGCCGUCUAUUUACAAUACAAAUCAACACUGUUGCAGUUUUAGAAUUUAGUGCUGAACUUAGUUUAGCCUUCGUUUGAUACAGCUUUCUUAAUGCUUUCUAAAACAACAACUUAGUUAAAAAAUUUCUUGAAUUAGAGAUUUUUGUGCUAGAAAGUUGUUUUAAAAAGCAAUGAGAAAGUUCUCCCAAACGAAUCCUUAGUAUCUUGAUUUUAAUUUCAUUUGCUAAAGUUAAGCAGAUAGGAUAGUUGCAUUUCAGUAGAGAAAAGGCAUUUCUUCCCAUUUAUUGUAUCACAAUUUUGUAAGAACAAUGUAGUUCUGAAAUAAGAAAGUCCUGUUGCAUGUAAAAUGCUGAACAAUGCAGCUGUUGACUGUUUAUUUGAUUGAAAUUUUCUUUUUUUGUUAGAUCA